GAAUACACAGUCACUCAUAAGUCAUAACUAGCAGAAAUUUCAGAUCUACAGAGUCAUCGUUUGAGGAGUUUUGCAAAGUCAUCAAGGUGAAAUAUGUAUCAUUAUCAUCAAAGGAGGAUUUUACUACAACAACAAAACGAGUUGCUGAGAGCAGAAAACAGAGCUAUGAUUCAUGCUCUGACCUCUCCAUCGAUGUGUAGAUCUUGCGAUGGGCCCAUCAUUUCAACCGAAUUUAGGGAGCUGUGGUUGGAGAAUGCUCGUCUCCGUUCAGAGAUUUAUACAUUGACUUGUUUCAUAUGGAGACUAAAUUUGUUCAGGAGCCUGUAUCCCGCAGCUGUUACAUCUUUGACUGAUUGGCAUUACGCAGUGGCGGUUAUGAUGUCACUUUCGCUCAAAGAAGUUGUUUCUCUUGCGAGGCAAAGAACUCCGAUGUCAAGCAACGGGAGACUGAAUCUCGACGAAUACUACUCUAAAUACUUUCCUUGGUAUGCGAGAAACGCACCUGGGUUUGUACAUGAGGCAUCAAGAGCUUCUGCGUUUGUCCCAUGUGAUGCUUCAUCGCUUUUGGCAAAUCUUAUGAAUCAUGUAACUUGGAAAAAAAUCUUCCCGUCAAUCAUCGCAGAUGUGUCGUCUAUGGAAUCACAACAACGAGGAUUGCAAACGAUUAAUGUGGAUUUUAUGCCACAAAUCUCCCCUUUAAUUCAAACUCGAAAUGUGAAACUUCUUCGACGCUCGAGGCAUAUAGAGAAUGAUGCAUGGGUUAUCGCCGAUAUAUCUGUGUAUUUUAGCUCAUAUUCUCAACAUUCAAGCCCCGAGUUUAUGAGAUUUCCUUCUGGAUAUCUUAUCCAACAUAUAGCCAAUGGUAUCUCCAAGGUAACCAUUCUCGACCAUUGGGUUUAUAAGGAACAAGAAGCCAUAAACAUUUUCAAUUCAAAUUCAGAAUUCGAGGCACAUAGAUGGCUCGCUGCUCUCCAAAGGCAUUGCUACAACAAUGGCUCUAUUUCGAUUCCUUCUGUCGGUCACCAUAUUCAAAUAUUCGACCCGAUCUGUCUUACCAACUUGCUUAACCUAUCUUCAUUUAUGGUUAACGCAUUUUGCACUGGAGUUUGCGGGAUAACCGGACAGAGUUGGAAUCGCUUCGAUACAGUUGGAGGUUCGGUCAAUAACAUUAGAAUGUUCACGCGAGAAAGUCGAGACAUGAGUGGGAUACCUUGCGUUUUGGUUACCGCUACGGGUUUAGCUAGAAUGCAAGCUAGGCCGGAAGUUAUAUUUGGAUUAAUCAAACGUGCAGAAAAACAAGAGAUAUGGGAUUAUUUAGAGUCUGCUAGAGAUAUGAAAGAACUAAUUCGUAUCGGUAGAUAUCCUAAUACAUGGAAUGAAGUGUCUGUUUUCAGCAUUGAGUGGAAUGGUUCGAAGGAGUGGUAUCUGAUUCAAGAAACAUACUACGAUGAAACAGGAGCAAUGAUAAUCCAUGCUUGCUUAGAAGCGCCAUAUUUUGCAGCUGUAAUAAACGAUGGAGAUUUGUCUGGCAUCGAACUUUUACCGUGUGGAUUCACAAUAAUGCCACACGGAUCACAAGAAUGUUUCGUUUCGGCUGGAUGUCAUGUUAGGGCCGACCAAGCUAUGGUCACAAGUCCAAAUGAGCUGGUGAGUUAUGUUGAGGGCAUGGUCACUGACAUUCUAGGAAAUGUCCAAAAUGCCCUCCCAAUCCGCCGUUGAAUUUUUAUGGCUUAUGAAGUUUUACCGUUCUUGUUGUUGGUGUCGUCGUCGUCGUUGUUGUUGUUGUUCUUGUUUGAGAGUUUGGAAUUGGAAACUUUAUUUCUAUGAACAUUAUUAUCCUAUUAUCGUCGGUGAUCAUGGUUUUAUCUAAGAUUAUGAUAUAUUUCCAUAGUA
Messenger RNA from Arabidopsis lyrata subsp. lyrata, 1893 nucleotides. RefSeq names its product homeobox-leucine zipper protein ANTHOCYANINLESS 2. Gene Ontology annotation, molecular function: lipid binding. NCBI's taxonomy places the organism in Eukaryota, Viridiplantae, Streptophyta, Magnoliopsida, Brassicales, Brassicaceae. The record is from RefSeq and is a predicted model, not a curated record.